GCUUUUGUCCAACCCCAGCUGGAAAUUUAGAAAAAGAGAAAAAGCGACAGAAGAGAGAGAAAGACACGGUAAAAAGAAUUGCUAUUGCUGCUAUUGGCCUGUUGCAAUUGCUGCCCUCGGAAGAAACUACUCAUAAACCCCGCUUUUGUUUACCCUCUUUUUUUCUCUUUCAUUCUUCCUAAUAUUCUCAUUCUCACAGUUGAACAGAAAAAAUACUCCCAAGUUCAGUUCUUUUGAGUGUUCCAACUCUGACGGCAUGGAUUCUCAGAGAGGUCCUCUUUCUAGCUGGGCUUACUUCUGCCAAGGAAAGACAAGGUUGGCAGUUCAGGAAGAGCUGACAAAGAGAGAUGAUCAAUUAAUUCAACUCAAAGAGUUGCUGAGCAAGGCAGUGAGAGAGAGAGAUGAAGCACAGGAGAAAUAUCAAAGACUUUUCCUUGAGAAACUCUUGCUCCACCAACGGCAAAAACAGCAUAUUGCUCCUCUUUCUGGAGUUUCUAGCAUUGAAGAUGAACCCAGAAGAGGAAUUGACUCCAACAAUGGCUUCUCAUCAUCCGAUUGUAAGGAAAGCAUUGUUUCAUCUCCUGUUCUUGACCCAAUUCAACAACCCCAACUGCCACCAGCACCACCACAAGGACCACAAGCACCAGUACCAAGACCACCUAAAUCCACGCCACAAGCAACCACAAAGCUAGUGCCAAAAAAGCCAUUACCUGAAAAGGGUAAGCUUUUACAGGCAGUGAUGAAAGCUGGUCCACUCUUGCAAACCCUUCUUUUAGUUGGACCACUGCCUCAAUGGAGACACCCACCAUCACCACUUGAGUCCUUUGAGAUCCCACGUGUGACAAUUCCUUCACCACCGCCACCUCCACAACUCCUCCACCAAGACUCCUUGACCAGCAUUAACGGUUGCAACACCCUAAACACCUGUGGUAAAGUUAACAAUGGCUUCUCAUCAUCUGAUUGUGAGGAAAACAUUGUUUCAUCUCCUGUUCUUGACCCAAUUCAACAACCCCAACUGCCACCAGCACCACCACAAGGACCACAAGCACCAGUACCAACACCACCUAAAUCCAUGCCACAAGUAACCAUAGAGCUAUUGCCUGAAAAGCCAUUACCACUGCCUCAAUGGAGACACCCACUACAACCACUCGAGUCCUUUGAGAUCCCACGUGUGACAAUUCCUUCACCACCGCCACCUCCACAACUCCUCCACCAAGACUCCUUGAUCAGCAUUAACGGUUACAACACCCUAAACACCUGUGGUAAAGUUAACAGUGUGGACAUCCUAUUUAAUCUGUGGAUCAAACCAAGCUCAAUUAGUUUACUGUUGAUUUUUGGUUUUGAGAUUUCUGUUGGGUUUUUAAGAAUUUGGAAACUGUUCUGGGUCUAUGGAUUUAUAUGUUAUAUUAGUUUGGCGACUUUGCUAGGGAAUAUGAGAGUCAGCAAUUUAAAAGAGAUGGGAGAUCAGUUAAAAGCAUGGAUCCAAGCUUUAAAACACAACCAAGAGGAAUUUAGGCAUGACCUACAAGAAAUAAAAAUGCAACUUACCAAGCUCAUGAAGAGGGUGAAAAAUCUUAAAGCGACCUAUUCUCGAGAAUUUUCAUCAACUCCAAUUUAUGUGAGCAUUAAACAACCAUCUUGUUAA
Durio zibethinus is the source of this 1645-nucleotide messenger RNA. RefSeq lists its product as uncharacterized. The record is from RefSeq and is a predicted model, not a curated record. Lineage: Eukaryota; Viridiplantae; Streptophyta; Magnoliopsida; Malvales; Malvaceae.